AUGGUGACCACUCGCAGUCACACCACCACCCUCAACACAGACUUUUCCAAUCUUUUUAUUCAACUAAAAGGUGGUUCAAAGUCACCCCGUAAAGCUUCAUCGAAAGGGAGAUCUAGAAGAAAGUCCUCGUCAGCAAAAACCUCACAUUCUCCAAUCCGCAAAGCAAAAUCCAAGAGCCCUUCAUGGGAAAGAAAUUCAAUUUCCAAGGAUGGGCUCUGCGUUCCGCAAGUACUAAUCGAACAACUUGGACCCGCACCUAAACCCUCCACCAAGAAAGAGGGUAGACAAAAACCAUCCGAUCCCGCAGAACUCAUAAUAGAGGACGUUUGCAAUGGUAGCACAUUCUUCCCGUCGCGAGCUUGGGGUGAGAAAGAGCCUGUCGGACUGAGUAAGAUCGGGCGUGCCGACAAAGAGGUUGAGAUAUGGGAAGAGGUAUACCGUGCGCACGAGAUGAAUGAGCCGCGUUUACUGCCGGUCGUCGCGAAAUCUCUACAGCAGGCAAGAGAAGCCAGAGCAGCUUUGGAUGACACAUUGGAAGAAAAUGUGAGAGUCGGGGGCCCAGAUCCAGCAAGAACCGCAAUAAAAGAAAGGCUGGAUACCCUUGAGUGGGCACUCAACACCUCCAAAUUUGAGCCCGAGAUGCAGAAUAUCCGCGGCGCGAUCGUGGGCUACAUGACCGGUACAAUCCAGUACUCUGACCAUUACACCCUCAUGUACGCCGGUGAAAUUGUCGACACUGCAUCAACAUAUGGCGAAUUCGUCCGCGACAGACAAGAGCGUCUGGACCGCUAUGCCCUUGCCCACGGUCCGCACUGGCUUUGGUGGGAACCUCCCCUAAAGGUGCACCCCGAAGAUAAUCCAAGGGCAAUGGGAGUAGUCGCGCUGCAUCGAGAUGAGAACUAUACCGAUCUGGGUCAUUACCGCAUCAUGCAAGGAUACUGGAAGCGUCAAGGCUGGGUGAUGCGCAUGCCUCAACUCCAACAUGCAACUGAAUGGCCGUCGGCCAAGGAUCGUCAUGGAAAUGUUAAUACACAAACGGAAGGCCCGAAACUUGCAUUUCACUCUUUGCUAGAUUCUGGGGCGACUUUUCCAACCUUGCACACUGAGGAUCUCUUAAAGCUGGGGGUCGAUAAACAGCAGUAUGCGUGUCAAAGUGUAACCGCGCUCAGCACCGCGGCUGGUAUAGUCAAGACGAGAAUAUUUGAGCUAUAUGUAUGCGUCUUGGACCAUAAGGGGUUGCAGCUAGUAGAUGAAAGCGAUCCUGUCUUCCCGAUAGCACCCAAGUAUCUUGGCUCGCUAUGUCCGGUUGUGGAAAGCGCCGUCGCACUCCAAAUAGAUGCAAACGGAGUGGAGACCGACGUCCGACUCUCGGGAUUGCUGCCGUUCGUGGCAUGUUAUGUGACUUGCGCGCCUACUCGAAAUAUCUUGUGGCUGGGGGAAGAUCGCAAUGAUGUCCUGGGACAACAUCGGAUGCCCGGCCAGAAAAAGUGGGAUAUAUCGUUCGGUCAUAAGUUCAGUAACGGCCUUAAUAUACCAGAAGAUCGUUAUGACAACCCCCUUACGACGUUUGAGCACCGGAAUGGGAAGAUUAUCGAUUAUGACGAUAGAGUUUUGCAGCAUGUUAGCCAUGUUACGUUCAUGCAGAACACAGACCAAGAAGUUACCUGGGACUCCGAUCCAGUCGCUGAGUGGUUGGAAAAUAGCAGGAACCGGUGGAAGAAGUAG
This is a messenger RNA of Lachnellula hyalina, 1725 nucleotides long. RefSeq lists its product as uncharacterized. The transcript is spliced from 2 exons. NCBI's taxonomy places the organism in Eukaryota, Fungi, Ascomycota, Leotiomycetes, Helotiales, Lachnaceae. The coding region runs from base 1 to 1725 and encodes 574 amino acids. The record is from RefSeq and is a predicted model, not a curated record.